AAGCGAGCCAACGGGUGAAGUGCGCGUGCUCUGUCACCGCCGCUGCUGCUUCAGAGGAGAGAAGCCGUUUAUUCAGCUGCUGAAUGAGGGACAGAACGGAGGGACCUAUGAACAGAUAGAGGGAUGAGUGAGUGAGUGAGUGAGUGAAUGAACGGAUCCCAACCUGGGCUUCUUCCAGAGUACCGAGUCGGUGAGAAGACACAAACAACGAUUUGGACGUCACUCCGCUCUGCCACCGACCCAGUAGAACUCAGUAGAGUCCAGCGAAGGCCCGACUGCAUCAGCAGAAAUGGCUCCAGCAGCCAUGUCCGUGCCUCCAUCCUCUCUCACCUCCCACCACCACUCCCGCCUCUCCUCACCUCUCCUCUCCUUCCUCCUCUCCGCCUUUCUCCUCCUGUCCUGUCCUGGAUCGGUGCACGCAGGCUCAUCUGAGGCAAACUGUUCAGCUAGCGGAGACCCCUGUCAGGAAGGAGUGGUACUGCCUGUGUGGUACCCUCAGAACCCCUCUGUGGGGGACAAAGUGGCACGCGCCAUUGUUUACUUCGUAGCACUCAUCUAUAUGUUCCUGGGCAUGAGCAUUAUAGCGGACCGAUUCAUGUCUUCUAUAGAGGUCAUCACCUCCCAGGAGAAGGAAAUCACCAUAAAGAGGCCGAAUGGUGAGACCACCACCGCCACGGUCAGGAUCUGGAAUGAGACCGUCUCUAAUCUCACUUUAAUGGCCUUGGGUUCCAGUGCCCCCGAGAUACUGCUGUCAGUUAUUGAGGUGUGUGGUCACGGUUUCAAGGCUGGCUCUCUGGGUCCCAGCACUAUCGUGGGCAGCGCUGCCUUCAACAUGUUCAUCAUCAUCGCCCUGUGUGUGUACGUGGUUCCUGAUGGAGAGACGCGCAAAAUCAAACACCUUCGGGUGUUCUUCGUCACGGCGGCCUGGAGUAUCUUCGCCUACAUCUGGCUUUACCUGAUACUGAGUGUCUUUUCCCCUGGAGAAGUGGAGGUGUGGGAGGCGGUGUUGACCUUCCUCUUCUUCCCGCUCUGUGUUGUCCAGGCCUGGGUGGCCGACCGCCGCCUCCUCUUCUACAAGUACGUCCGCAAGCGUUACCGCGCUGACAAGCACCGCGGCAUCAUCAUUGAGACGGAGGGAGGGCCGGACGGAGAGAUGAGUAUGGGCAGAGGCGGAGCACUGGGUCCAGGGGGGUUCACCAAGAUGGACAUGCUGGAGCUGGACGGACAGAUGGCCUUGAAUUGUCACAGCGGGAUGGAUGGAGGGAUGAUGGAAGAGGGAGGAGCCAAGGACGAGGAGGACGAGGCCAGAAGGGACAUGGCGAGGACGCUGAAGGACAUGAAGCAGAGGCACCCAGACAAAGACAUGGAACAGCUGAUUGAGAUGGCUAAUUAUCAGGUCCUGAUGCAGCAGCAGAAGAGCAGAGCGUUUUACCGUAUCCAGGCAACCAGGAUGAUGAUUGGAGCUGGCAACAUCCUCAAGAAGCACGCUGCUGACCAGGCUCGCAAGGUGGUGAGCAGCAAUGAGACCCAGGCUCAGGAGGACGACCCUCACACCAUCAAGAUGGAGUUUGAACCCCCUUUGUACCAGUGCUUUGAAAACUGUGGCUCCUUGAAACUGACCGUUGCCAGACACGGAGGAGACUCUGGAGUUACUGUCAAGGUGGAUUAUCGCACCGAGGACGGCACAGCAAACGCAGGUUCGGAUUAUGAGUUUGCAGAGGGAACACUGCUGUUUAAGCCAGGAGAGACCCUCAAAGAGAUCACAGUCGGAGUGAUUGAUGACGACAUCUUUGAGGAGGAUGAGUAUUUCUACGUUCACCUCAGUAACCCUCGAGUGGUUGGUUAUCCUGAGAUUGGCACCGCCCCGCUGGAUGCCAGUGCCACCCCCAAAGCCGUGCUGGGUGACAACCACACAGCCACAGUGACCAUCUACGAUGAUGAUCACGCAGGCAUCUUUACCUUUGAGACGGCCAGUCAGAAGGUCAGUGAGAGCGUAGGUGUGAUGGAGGUGAAAGUGCUCAGGACUUCGGGGGCCCGAGGCCUGGUAGCCGUUCCCUACCGAACCGUGGAUGCCAGCGCUAGGGCAGGGGAGGACUACGAACUGGCCGCUGGCAAGCUGGAGUUUCAGAAUGACGAGACCAUGAAGAUCAUCGAGGUGAAGAUUAUUGAUGAUGAGGAGUAUGAGAAGAACAAGAACUUCAUCAUCGAGCUGGGAGAGCCUGUUCUGUUGGAGAUAGGGCAGAAACACGGUGACUCAAAUGAGAACAAGCCAUUGGUGGGAGCAGAGGAUGAAGAGGUGGCCAAGAUGGGCUGUCCCAGUCUGGGCGAACACACACAAGUAGAGGUGGUCAUAGAAGAGUCCUACGAGUUUAAGAGAGCAGUAAAUACUCAUCUUUGGCGCGUUGAAAAGAAUACGGUGGAUAAGUUGAUCAAGAAGACAAACCUGGCCUUGGUGGUGGGAAGCAGCAGCUGGAGGGAGCAGUUUGUUAGUGCCGUUACUGUCAGCGCAGGAGAUGACGACGACGAGGAGAGCGGCGAGGAGCGGCUGCCGUCCUGCUUCGACUACAUCAUGCACUUCCUCACCGUCUUCUGGAAGGUUCUGUUCGCCUUCGUCCCGCCCACGGAGUACUGGAACGGCUGGGCCUGCUUCAUUGUCUCCAUAUCACUUAUUGGCGUCCUGACGGCAGUCACCGGCGAUCUGGCAUCACACUUCGGCUGCACGGUAGGACUGAAGGACUCGGUGACGGCCGUGGUGUUUGUGGCGCUGGGAACAUCGGUACCAGACACAUUCGCCAGCAAGGUUGCCGCCAUCCAGGACCAGUACGCUGACGCCUCCAUCGGCAACGUCACCGGCUCCAACGCCGUCAACGUUUUCCUUGGCAUCGGAGUGGCGUGGACCAUCGCCGCCGUCGUCUGGCGCUCCAAGGGCGAGGUGUUCAAGGUGGACCCAGGAAACCUGGCCUUCUCUGUCACCCUCUUCACCAUCAUGGCCCUGUUGUGUGUGAUCACACUGCUGUACCGGCGGCGGCCGGGGGUGGCCGGUGGCGAGCUGGGCGGGCCGCGGACUUGCAAGAUAAUAACGUCGCUGCUGUUCGUCUCCAUGUGGCUGAUUUACAUCCUGCUGGCUUCACUGGAGGCCUACUGCCAUUUACCAGUGUUUUAAAUGGAGAGCAGAGAGGAGGGAGAGAGACCCACUGCCAAUAUGAAGAGAGAGAGAGAGAGAGAGAGAGAGGGAGGGAUGGAUGGAGGAGUCUUCAAACAGGAACGAGACGAGGAGAGAUGGGUAGAAGAGGUGGAUUGAUAUGGGCCGAUUCUGAUAUUUUUUUAUGGAGUCAGCAGAUCUUUCCAUGUCCUCUUCUUUUUAAAAGUCCAAAACACUUUUUCAGUGUUUCAGAUAGAUUUAUUUUUAUCUUUCCAUUUAUUAAUUUCCUGAAAAAGAGUGUAUACCAUUAUGAAAGACUAAAACUCUCCAAUUAUAUCCAAACAAUUUUCUUUUACAUGAGCAGCUUCAUCACCAUCUGACAACACUGUUUACUAGUUAAUAAAAGGCUGAUAUCGUUCCAGUAUACUGCCAAAACAGCGGGAGAAAAGAAAAGCCGGCCUCUGACGGGGAAAACGAAGAUAAAAAAAAAGAAGAUAAAAGUGGAAAGGUUGGGGGAGAGGAGGCUGGAGGCAACAGCACUAGAGAAAGGUCUGGAUACAGCCGAUGGAGAGACUAGAGAAAAAGUAAGAGAAGAACAGAUGGGAAAAAAAUGUUCUACACCCCCUCCUCACUCUCUCGCUACUUCUGUCCAUACUGUAUCUCGUCGUCAUGGGAAUGGUGGAUCCUCCCAUUAUACCCACUGAACUUUAUGCAGUAUAAUACUACCAGUGAGUCGUUCCUUUUAACCCCUCUACCCCAGACUGUGCACACACACAUACAUACACACACACACACAUACAUACACAGACUGUACACUCCGUUUCCGACAAACACUCUACAGACUGUACACACUCCUCCGUCCCUUCCUCUUUCUUUACUCCUAUCUCUCCUGUAGGAAUUGUCUUAAAGUUGUGAUAAUGAAACGCCGUAGUCACCACCAACCGACCAACCCUCUUUUUAAUCGAGCCAAUCCCAAGUCCUUCUCCUUUUAUCAUUAUAUUCUAUCAACAGCCUCGUCACACGAAGGAAACUCACCCUCUUUUUUUUCUAAACUUUUCAAUGGCGUCACGUGUUGAUGUUGUUACCGUGCAAUUGUAAAAAGAAACAAGAAAAAAAGAAGACAUAUAAAGUAUAGAGAGAUGGAGAUAAGCAAAGUUAAAGCAGGUUUGGAAGAUAGAAUGUAACAUGGAGGAUCGAGAUUGAUUAGCACCUGGAAGGAAUCUCAAAAGUGGGAUGGAGAAGCAAAAAAAAAAGAAAUGUUGGAGUGAAGAUUAGAAAUGUCUGGAGAACCAACAAGCAAGCGGUCCACCUAGUAAUUGUUGUCUUUCUUGGAAUGAAGAAGCGUUGUGCACUUGUGAGGUACACUGUUUACACGUUUAAUGUUGCAUUAAAUGGGCCGGGAAACAAGCGUGUGAACAAGCGGAAACGGAAAUGCACGAUAGCAAAGUGGGACCAGUCAGGAUCUCACUGGUUGUGACUUUGGCAAGGACUAAGAAGAUGACAGCGACGGCAGUGUUGUUGAUGACAAAUCAAAACUAUAACCAUACCCAGUGUUUCUAAUUGUACAUGAUAAUAUAAGAAACUUUUAUUGAUGUGUGUGAGAAAACACUGCUAUUUAAUUUAUGUGAAGCCCCCCCCCCUCUUUGUAAGGAAAAGCCUGGAGAAGGAAAAGAAAAAUCCAUGUGCCCUUUUUUCCUCUGAAACACAGUUCAAGAAGACAUUUAAAGGAAAUCCAAGGAAAAAAAAAAAGGCUAAAACUAGAGAUGAUUUAUUGACA
Molecule: messenger RNA, 4919 nt
Organism: Perca fluviatilis (European perch)
Lineage: Eukaryota; Metazoa; Chordata; Actinopteri; Perciformes; Percidae
Product: sodium/calcium exchanger 1-like
Exons: 17
Coding region: 290-3163 (957 amino acids)
Biological process (GO): cell communication; sodium ion transmembrane transport; calcium ion import across plasma membrane
Cellular component (GO): postsynapse; sarcolemma; axon
Molecular function (GO): calcium:sodium antiporter activity
Source: RefSeq, a predicted model, not a curated record